UAUAAAUGUUCACAGUCGCGUUCAAGCGUUGAACAGCUGGUGUAACGAUUCUGGAUGGCUUUCGCUAUUGUUCCAUGCUUUCGCGCCUCCAUCGGGUAUUGCCGCCAACCGUCAACAUACAAAAUAAAAAACAAACAUUGCCAAAAUUAACGAAACAUGGAGAUCUCGGACUCGCUAGUCAGCAGCAACCGUUCGCCCGACUCUGUCCUCUUGGCGUUGGGUAUAACUCUGGAAACCGUAAACUCCAUUUGCUCCCGCCGUAUGCGUCUUCCCGGCGUGUCUGGGAACACUACCGAAACACGUAACAAUCACCGGUCAUGACGAGUAUUUUACAUUAACCGUUCGACGACCUGUCGGGGUACACGGAGGCGAGUUGAGAGUUCGUACUUCUUAGUUCGUGGUUCACGGGAGUGACGCCGUGACAGCGCCGAGAAUACGUCCGAGUUUGCCGCGUUGGACUUUUGAAGCCUCGCUGACUGUCGGUCCAUAAAUAUCAGCUAACGCCAGGCGAUAAAUCGGAUUAGUUUCUAUUUCGGUACAUCGUGAUAUCUAGGAUUUCUACAACUUUCGCCAUUGCAAGAGUUCUGAUUAUCCUAUUGCUUUAAAACGAUUACCAUACGAGGAACAGCAUUAACUCAUGAGCUUUGCUUUAUCAUAGAAUUGUAUGUGGUGACCGCAGAAGAUAGCACUUGUAGGUAUUCUGAAGCUGUGUCAUUCUACUCUGAUGACUGGAAGUGUGAUUUGUAUUGCAAAUGAUGAAGAUCUGUUGUACUGAGUCAGCACUGAGCUAAUUGAGCCACGAGACACUGAUAGUAUAGCCUGUGACUUACAAACUCCACUUGUGACUGAUAAUAUUAUAAUAAUUUACAAUGGCUGAGAUUAUGAAUAUUGAUGUAUCGAUUAAGUUGCCUCCACUAUUGCUGCAAUCAUUUUCUAUCAAUAAUUACGAAGCCAAAUGUAUGAAAUGUAAUAUUUCAUGUGCACCUGAAGAGGAAGAUAUUCUUUUUCAUCUUUCUGUAUGUAAUGGGACCCUUAUUGAAGAAAAUAUUCAAACACUAUUUAAAUUCAAUUGCUUGGAGUGUAAUUAUUUAACUCAUAGUAUUGAUCAAUGGAAGUGUCAUUUAUUCAAACUUGAUCAUAUUUCCAAAAGUUUUGAUUUUGAUAUAUUAAGAUUAUCGUACGAUUGCAAAUCGUGUAAUACUCAUUUUUUUGGCUUUAGAGAUAGUAUACUUAAACAUCAUUGCAAACCUCAAUUUAUUCCAUCAAUAUCAUAUUUAAUGUCUUCUGUUUAUAAGAAUUACAAUGUUCAGGAUGAACAGACCAUGUUUCAUUAUUGUACGGAUUGCUCAUUUUUCACUGAUAACUUAACAGAAUUACACAAGAAGGAACAUAGUGAAGUUGCUGACCCUUCUGUAUGCCAUUCAUGUCUAAUAACAUUUUAUGGUUCUAGUAAUGAAGAAUUUUUAAAUCACAAAGUUUCAUUUGAACAUAUACUUCUGUGGUGUUUAAACGGUGCUCGGAGUGUACCAAAAAUGUCAACUACAGCGUUUCAAAACUUGCCAUACUACAUUACAAAAUAUUUUGUUAUUAGUCCAUUGUUGAAAAAGUUUUGUUGUAUUGUCUGUAAUACAAAAAACAUACUAACAUAUGAAUGUAUUUAUGAUCAUUUUUACAAUUGUAUUUCUUCCAAAGAAAUUUCCGAUGUCAAAGGCUGCAAUCCGUUGCUAAGCAUAAAUUGUAAUUUGUGCGAUUAUUCAUGUUUUUCAGUAGAUGACAUGUACAAAUGUUGGGUGGACCAUGUAAUAAGUUUUGAUCAUUUGAGUAAAACUGUGGUUAAAAAAAAAAACAAACAGAAAUUGUUUUCAUAUUACUGCUAUGUAAGUGAAACUGUAUUUUUUGGUUCAGAUUCUUUCAUUAAAAAUUUAAUAAUGAAAACGAAUAAUGAUAUCGGACGUCUGUUGUUUGUACCAGAUUUAAUGGCUACAGUGUAUAAAAAUGUCACAAAUGCACAUUUCAGCUGUAAUAUUUUAUUUUGUUGUGGAAUUUGUCAAAAUCAUACAGUCAACCAGUUUAAUUGUGUACAUAAAAAUAAUGAUUCAAAUCUAUCACUUUAUUGUUUCACUUGUUUAGUAGUAUUCAAUGUCAGAUCUGACUACUAUGAACAUCUUGUUAGUAGUGAACAUAUUAUUUUGAAAUAUUUUAAAUCUAAUCAAUUAGCCGAACUUAAGAUUCUUGAUCAUACCAUGGAAACAAUGAAAAUAUAUUUAACUAAUUUAAAUAAAAGUGAUGAUGAUGAUGACGAUGAUGAUGAUGAUGAUGAUGAUGAUGACAACCCUCAAGAGACCAUAUGUCAGAACAAUAAUGAAAUGAUUAUUUCCACACAAAACCUAACAUCCUGUGAUCCAAAAGAAAUCAUUAUUACAAAAUUAAUAGAAAAACUAUCUGCACAGCCAAUAAAGUCUGCAUUUAACAAUUAUAUUAGAGAGAAAUUUGGUUUAUUUAUCCGAGAGCUGCAAACAAGUAAUAAUAUUGAAUUAUCAAUGGGGUUUUACUGUGAAAUCUGUGAUAUAAUUCUUUGUAAUCGUGAUGUUUGGAUUGAACAUGACAAAGAGUUUCAUAUCAAAGGUAUGGACCUUAAGGUUUUAUUCUGUGAUGUUUGUUGCAUUUACCACGUGAGUGCUCAGAUUGAUAAUAUCGAACGGCAUUUAAUGACUGUGGAACAUAUUACAAUGGAAGUGUUUCAAAAUCAAAUCCAAACCUCAAUAAAUAACAUCAAUAGUCUUCAUAAAAAUUCUAAUCCCACCAAUGAUGACAAGGAUUCUGAUUUCAAUGUUGAAAUUAAAAAAAUUCAAAAUUCAAAUGAAUAUAAUAUAAAGAACAAAACUAUUUAUAUAGAAAUUAAAAACGUGGAUAGCAAUUUAAAAAAAAAUAACUAUAUUGUAUUAAACAAAAUAAUUCUAGAACGAUAUGGUAAAUUCAAACUGGUUGAAAAUGUAAACAAUUCAUUUGUGAUUCUUUUCGAAAAUAGAUCCCAAGUUAAACGUUUACGUGAGGAUACAAAAGAAUUGGAAAACCAGUAUGGCUUUACAAUACAUAUUAUAGAAAAUCAUUCAGAAAAAGUAUUAUCGUUGGAAACAAUGGAUUUAUUUAAAGAUUGGGGCUUGUUGUGUGCCAGAAUUCUCAGUGAUUUAGAAUUGAUGAAUUUGUCAUUAACUAGUACAGAAAUACAAUCCCGUGUUCAACAACUAUGUGACUCAAUAUCUAGCUUUCAAAUUAAUACAGAUUCAAAAAAGAUUCACAUUUUUGGUUCUCGAAUUUAUGGACUUGCAACAAAUACAACUGAUAUAGAUAUAUAUUUGGAAAUCGAUGACACGUUUGACGGAAUAAUAGCAAAUAAUGAAGAAAUUCAAGUGGAAUAUGUACAACAAUUUACGAAAUAUUGUUUACUGAAGCCCGAAGUCUUUCAAAAUGUUAAAUCAAUCUGUAAUUGCCGGGUCCCUAUUGUUACAUUUUAUCACGUACCAUCUAAGUUCAUCUGCGAUGUGUCCUUUAAAAGUGGUCUUGGCACGUAUAACACUAAGCUAAUCAAAUUUUAUUUGUCGAUGGACACUACUGUGAAGUGGCUGGUUUGUGUUAUUGUAAAGAAUUGGGCUCUCCAAAAUGGUUUAAAAGACAGAAACUUGUUCACCAGCUAUGCCUUGAUUUGGCUGGUACUGUUUUAUUUGAUGACGGAAAAAGUGGUUCCAUCGUUGAUCAAACUCAGGCAAAAUGCUACUAAAGCUGAUCAUAAAGUCAUUGAAGGAUGGGACUGUACGUUCGGAAAAUGUUCGGUCUAUAUCAGUGAAGAUAAACGCCCAAAACUGUUAAUGGGUUUUUUUCAAUACUAUGCCAAUAAGAGAGCAUUAAAGGACAAUGUACUGUCUACUUGCACCGGUCAGUUAAUAAAAAAGCAUGCAUUUUAUGAAAAGUUCAGCCAGUUGCCUGGACUAAGUAAAAUACAGAGAACAAAGUUUAAAAACUUUAAAGCCAAAGUUGAUUCAAGUUUUGAAAAAAAUUACGGACUGGUUUUGCAAGAUCCAUUUGAACUGUCAUUCAACCUAACCAGAAAUUUACAUAAUCAAGCUUUGACAGACUUUUGUGAUCUGUGUCAUCAAAGUUCAACCCUUUUGAUUAAUAUGAAGGGUUAUAGUAUGUUUUCUAAUACCUAAUAUUUUUUUAUAAUUCUACUUUUUUUAUGUUUAACAAAUGUUCUGGACUUAAGUUAAUAAUCCUUGUAUUAUAUAAUAGUAAAUUUAAACAAAAUGUCUAAAAAACACAAUUUUUAUAAAUCAUUUGAAAUUGCAUUA
This is a messenger RNA of Acyrthosiphon pisum (pea aphid), 4346 nucleotides long. RefSeq lists its product as uncharacterized. Gene Ontology annotation, molecular function: RNA uridylyltransferase activity. Bases 870 to 4208 code for a protein of 1112 amino acids. The record is from RefSeq and is a predicted model, not a curated record. NCBI's taxonomy places the organism in Eukaryota, Metazoa, Arthropoda, Insecta, Hemiptera, Aphididae. The transcript is spliced from 10 exons.